Messenger RNA from Closterium sp. Yama58-4, 3267 nucleotides. The record is from the annotation of a GenBank genome assembly. NCBI's taxonomy places the organism in Eukaryota, Viridiplantae, Streptophyta, Zygnematophyceae, Desmidiales, Closteriaceae.
AUGCAGCAGUUCCUCACACCCGACAAGUGGGCCUGCAUCUCCCGCCUCCUCCUCUUCCUCCGCACCCGCAAAUCCGGCAUCAAGCUUCCCAACCCCUCCAAAGACAACCCAGACCCGUUACUCUCUCUUCUCCAGUCCUUGUCUGGUCGGGCUAGCCGGGCUGGUCAGGGCUUAGUGAAGGAAGAGGGUGGGCGGGGGUUUAGAAAAGCGCGCCGCGGUGGGGAUCUCGGGGAUGGGUUGGAGGGGAUUGAGAGCGGUGCUUUGUCGUCUCUGAAGCCGCUUUCCGUCUUUUUGGCAACGGACAACGAGAACCUGCGGCCGCAGUUUGUGGAUAAGAUUGGGCCGGUGGCCGGGGAUGUCUUUUUCUCCACUGGAGCCGUCACUCACACGUCGAAAAGUGGUGCUGCUGCAGCAGCAGCAGCAGCAGCAGUAGCAGCAUCAGCAGGAGGUGGGCAAGCGGGAGCAGGAGGAACAGGGGGAUUGGAAGGUAGAGCAGAAGGGGAAGGAGAAGCAGCAGAAGGUUCGGACCACUCAGAGAGGCAGAAAGGAGUGCCUGAGGAGCAUUUUAUACAGCAGCCGUCCCCAACCAUGGCUGAGUUUUUCUUGCUCAGUCGGGCCCGUGUGCUUGUGAGCUUCAAUAAAUACGUCAGCACGUUUGCCAUGUUUGCGUCCAUGUUCGGGAACGGAACGUUGCUUGCUCUGCAGACAAGACCGCCGGCCGCUAGUCCUGUAGCCCCCUGCGUGUUGCUUCUCGCGCUCUGCCUCUCCUCCUUCACCGCUGCGAUCUCCGCGCAGUGGAUCAAAGGAUUCGUCGCGUCCUACUAUGCGCUCCAGAACCGCCCCAACGGCGCGUGCGGGUACCCCAUGUUGCACCACAACACCGCUUCCAUGUCCACUGUAGGCUACGCUAACGGCAGCAACUGCGGCGCGUGUUUCCAGAUGCGCUGCACCGGCCACCCGUCGUGCAAACCGGGAAUCAUGACGGUGCCCGUUACUGUCACGAAUAUUUGCCCACCGGAUGCUCCUGGCGGGUACUGCGCGGGAAAUAAGCGAAGCAUCACACUUCCCAAUCCUGUGUGGAAUCAAAUGUCGAAGGAUCCCUCGGCCGGCGUGGUUCCCGUGGAGAUUAAGCGCGUCAGGUGCCGGCGCGUCGGUGGCGUUGCGUUCAAUAUCACUGGGAAGGAGUACUACGUCACAGCCAUGCCCCUCAACGUGGCCGGAUCUGGCGCCGUGAAGCGCGUCGACAUCUCGAUCGCGCGCGGCCCGUGGAUGCCGAUGCGCAAGAGCUACGGCGCGGUGUGGGACAUGCCCGGCUUGCCCGUGGUCGGCAUGUCGCUCUCCUUCCGCCUCUGGCCCGCCCUCGGGAAUCUCCCGCUCGAGGCGUGGGAUGCUGUACCCGCGAAUUGGAUAUCCCGUGAGACGGCCCUAUUUCCACGGGCAAUGGCGGCGCUACCCGUCCUCGUGGCGCUUCUCUCUCUUGUCUCCCUGUCGCUAUCAGCGCCGUGCCUCCUCCCACAAGUGCGGAUCAACGUGACGCGCGAGUCGGACCUCUACCUUCGAAAAAACUACCCCGCCAAUCAGUACGUGACGAUGGUGCUGCAGGCGAGCAUACAGCUGACCGACACCUUUGUAAUGGACGCUAAGUUCAGCUGCACUGUCUUCCGCUCCGCCACAGACCGCGGCUUCGACCUCAUCUCGCCCUCUGUCAACACCAUGGUUACAAAGAUCGUCAACACCAACAACGUAUUGGUGAUCGGGGUGAAUUUCAAGAUGCCCGUUUCGACUGUCGGGCAGCUGGAUUGUCAUUAUAUUGAGACGCGCUAUAUCGACUACAUCGGAAAAUAUGCCUGCCCUGCUCUGUGGCUGUACCGAGUAUGGGGUGUACAAGUGGUGCAGGGCAAUGUGUACGGGCGAGUGGAGGUGGCGAGGGCAAACCGCUCGCGCAUCGACUCAAUGGAUGUGCUCGUGAAGGCAACCAACCAGCCCGGAGCCAUUGUGGUGAUGCUGUCAGGAGAUGGACCCAACCUCAUCCGCAGCGAGGUUGUUAUUUCUAACAACAACAUUCGGACCGAGGGCACCAUGGGCCAGGGCGCCACUGUCGGCAUAAUGCUGUUCCGAGGAGCAGUGGGUGUGAAUGUGGUGAACAAUCGCCUGUCACACUUCACCCUCAACAGCAUCCAGAUGGGAUGGGGGCAGAGCAACGUGGGAGAUGCAAUGCUAACCCUCGUUGCCCAAAACGACUUUGUUCACGGAUUCGGGCAGCUUGGGGAUAGUGCGGGUAUUUACUUCAACACGCACUGGGUAAACCCCGGAAAUGUCCUCCGGUGCAACUACGUGCGGGGCGGCGGGCACUGUUUGUAUUUCGACUGGGUGUCUUCUGGAGUGAUCGUGGAUGGACUCGUGUGUGAUCAGACAGCCGAUGGGUUAAAGCUCAACACAGGGCAGAAUAACGAGAUUCGCGGAAUGGUGAUUAUAGACAGCAAGCAGCCUCUAGCAGGGUACAUAUCGUGCCAGAACUACGGAGUGAACAACUGCGACAAGCCCAACGGGAUAAGGUGGAACAACGACUUGCUCACUUAUUACCAGACGCCAGGAAUCAAGAAGCUCUUCCCCUUCCUCACCAACUUCUGCGCCAAAACCUCCAUUAACGGAGUCAACUGCAACGAGGGCACAUCAGCCACUCCCGGGCCUAACAUUACGGGCAGAUGUUCCGGGCUGCCCACCGAAAACAUUGCCGAGAUUGUCACGGCUACCACUGAUAAUUCCACCCGCCUCGUUAUCUGCCACUCCAACUGCAAUCCGUUCACCGCCAUGCCGAAGAUUAACAAGCUGACCUACCUGCCCGUGAAACUUAGUGCCGCCGGGUUCAGGAGCGUGGAGAACCGAGACUUCGGCCUUGUUGACAGUUCCCAAAUUCGGGCAAAGCUCCCAACUUUUCGGAGCUGCCCGGUGCAGGACAUUGGCCCGAAAACCGUGCCCUACACGGAAUACUUCGACCUUUUCAAUCGCGACGCUCCAACAAUGAUGCCGAUUGCGGCCCGGCCUGCAUCCGUCGGAAAAAACGGGAGCGCAUCGAGCAAUGUGGGGUAUGGUGGAGGGCAUGUAUCCGGCAAUGUGACACUACAGCCGAACCCGUACGCUACUAGCAAGUGGAGCCCGCAACUGGAGCGAGAGCUGCGGCCUGGAUUCAUGAUGACGAUGCGGGAAUGGAUGAGGUUUCACGCACGCCACCCCAGCCGCCAGCCACCCCCCCUGCAGAAGGCAUGA